AUGGCUCUUUAUCAAGAAAAAAUUUUUAAGAAUGAUUACGAAGGAGAAAAGUUUGUUUAUCCAACAACAUUUGUAGCUCUUCAAUGUUUGGUUUACUUUGUUACCGCAAAAGCUUGUAAACCAAUUCCUGUGAUGCUAUUCGCUGUUUUGAUAGUAAAAAAGUCUUACACUAUUCAGAAAUAUUUCUUUGUUUUGAUGAUCGUUUUUGGAGUUGGUCUAUUUAUAUACAAGGACGGUGUAAAUUCAUCACAAGAAACAUUAUGGGGAUAUAUGCUUAUAUUGAUAAGUCUGUUAUUUGACGGUUGUCUCGGUGCAGCUCAAGAUAAAAUGAGAAUUGUAUCAAGACCAUCAUCACUGAAUUUCAUGUACUAUGUUAAUGCUUGGAGUACGUUAAUAUUUAUUCCACUAUUGUUUAUAAACUAUGAAGGUUGGAGAUUUGUACAGUUUUGCAUUAAGCACUAUGAAGUUGGUUAUUAUAUGGCUAUUACUGUUUUAAUGGGAACAGCUGGUCAAUAUUUUAUAUCAACGAUGAUAUCAACUUACGGUUCAUUACCAUUAGCUAUAGUAACUACUUUAAGAAAAUUCUUAACAAUUUUAUUUUCAUCCUUAAUUUUUGGAAAUGUUCUAAACACUCGACAAUGGGUAGCUUCUAUUUUAAUUUUUACAGCUCUUAUUUUAGAUGCAUUAUUUGGUAAGAAAAAAUUAAUUAUUAAUAAGACUGAACCAGUAAUAAAAGAAGAGUCUACAAUUAAAGAAAACGUACCAAAAGGAGUCGCAUGA
Chironomus riparius is the source of this 780-nucleotide messenger RNA. The record is from the annotation of a GenBank genome assembly. Lineage: Eukaryota; Metazoa; Arthropoda; Insecta; Diptera; Chironomidae.